AUGAAGCGCUUGGUAGUGAGAGGCGCAGACGUGGCGUUCGUUGUGGCACUGCUGAUGGCAGCGGGUGCGGUAUGGCCUUGUGCACACGGAGUGCGCGCCCGGCUCCACGAGCGCCGCGGUGUGGCGCGGUGCCCAGAGGCGGGCGAAGGCGGGUACGAAGCGCUGAUGGCAGCCGGACUGAGGCACGCACAGAGCAAUGCAGCGCUGGCCAAAGCGUUGGCCUGCUUUGACGCGGCAGCCGCAAGCUCACCUCGGUCGCCCGAGCCGCUACGCGAGGCUGGGCUAGUUGCGGCACGGGCGGGUCGACGAGUCGAGGCACUCACGGCGCUACGCAAGGCGGCCGCGCUAGCCGACGGCAGCGGGUAUGCGCAUCGGGUGUACGCCGCACUCUAUGACGUGCAUGCAGGUUCCAAUGCGUGGGAUAAGGCAGCGGCAGCGAUCUCCAAGGCUGUUGACCUGGCGCCGUCGUGCGUGUACUAUCAGGCGCUAGCGCAGGCGCGGCUCUCGAGCGGGGACGUGCUUGGGGCGUGGAGAGCACUGGUGAAUGCACGGGCGGCGCCCGAUGUAGAGAGGCUUGAUGCUGCGCAGUUGGUUGCGCUCGAAACCAACAUCGGACGAUUGUCGUCGCCGGCAGCAGUAGCAGCAGCUGCAGGCGACGAGCCGGACUCGGAGGCCAUCCGCAGCCGCGGGCUCGACGCGUUUGCAGCGGCCGUGGCCGGCUCGGCCAAGGCCGGCCUCUCUUCGUCGGCCGAGCUCCACUACCGGUACGGGACGGCACUGACCGAGGCCAUGGCCCGGCGACGGUGGUCGACGCUUGCCGGCAGCGCCGACGACCAGUUUGACUAUGUGGACGAGGCGCUGGCGCAGUUUGACAGAGCGGCGGAAAUCGAACCGAACCACCAUCACGCCCGGGUCUCGGCCUUUCACUCGGCCAACUACAACUGCGUGUUUGACAAGCGUGCCGAGAGCCACCGGUAUGUGGAGGCGCUGAUGGAGUCGCAGCUCGCGGCAGGCGCCGAUCUAACUAUUACGCCCGAAAUGGCGCUCCUCGCCUUUGACGGGCCGCUCCUUGCCUCGGUCAACGCACGACUUGCGACCGAGGCCGAGCGAGACCACGUGAAUGCGGCGGUCAAAGCCGAACUCAUGGCAGGCUGGCCGAAGGAGCCGGCCAGCGAUGGGAGGAUUGUGCUCGGCAUCCUCAACACUUGGGGCCCGAACGCAAUCAUGUCCAAGGUCAUGGACUGUAUGGUGAGCGUGCUUGACCGAACCAAGUACCGCAUUGUGCUUUUUGAUCUCGGCGCAGUUCGCGGCUAUCUCGAGUCAUGGCCUGUCGACGAGGUGGUGUACAUGGGCGCGGCAGAUGGUGUGACCGGGGCGCGGGCAAUCGCGUCGCGCAACGUCCACAUUCUGCUAGACUGCUCGAGCAUGAAAGAGCUGCGCGGUUUUUACUACACGCUCCACCGGCCGGCGCCGAUUGCCAUCAGCUGGCUCGGCUGGCCGACCACCUCCGGCACUUCCGCCGUCGACUACAUUGCCGGCGACCCGGUGGUGCUCCCCAAGUCACCAGGCGACGCCUCGCGCGGCGCGUUUGCCGAAUCGUUCCUUGUCCUUCCCUCGUACUUUGUCUCGUGCCAUCGGGCCAAGUCUGCGGCGCUCCUUCCGCAUCUUUCCCUCGCCAAAAGCGAGCGCAGCGGCGAGCGCAGCGCGCUCCGUGCCGAAAUCGGGCUGCCGCCAGCAGGCAGCGGCUUUGUCUUUGCCAACUUUAACCAGCUGUACAAAGUUACGCCGGCGCUUCUCGAUGCAUGGAUUGACGUCCUAGACGCUGUGCCAAGUGCCGUCCUCUGGCUACUGCGGCAUCCGUUACCGGGCGAGCGGCGGAUACGAAAGUACCUCGAGUCGCGCGGCAUCAGCCGCGAGCGGGUAGUCUUUACCCACACCACCCAGCCAGAGGUCUUUAUCCGGCGCGCUUCCGCCGCAGACCUCUUUCUCGACAACUUUAUCUACACCGGCGGCGCAACAACACUCGACACGCUCUUUGCUGGCGUUCCAGUCCUCACCCUUCCGGGAAACCGGAUUGUGGCGCGGAUGUCGGCCUCAAUUCUGACUGCCAUGGAACUCGAUGACGAGCUGGUUGCUUCGUCGGUGGACGAGUAUGUGGCGCGAGCAGUUCACCUUGCCACCAACGUCGACGAGUACGUGAGAGUGCGCACAAAGGUCGAAGCCGCGCGCGACGCAGACAACUCGCGCGUCUUUGAUGUCUCGACAUGGGUGUCCGGCCUUGAGGCCGGCCUCGAUGCAGUGUGGAGGGCAUGGGAAGGUGAGCAGGCCAAGCCGCAGGUCGUGGAUGUGAGCCAAAGACAAGCGUAGCAUACUCCUCUCGCUGCGGAGCUUGCUUGCUAAACACCUUGCACCCGCUCUCGAGCGACGCGUUC
This is a messenger RNA of Thecamonas trahens ATCC 50062, 2432 nucleotides long. Its product is annotated as TPR repeat-containing protein. Gene Ontology annotation, biological process: protein O-linked glycosylation. The transcript has a single exon. Bases 1 to 2367 code for a protein of 788 amino acids. The record is from RefSeq and is a predicted model, not a curated record. NCBI's taxonomy places the organism in Eukaryota, Apusomonadida, Apusomonadidae. Gene Ontology annotation, molecular function: protein binding; protein N-acetylglucosaminyltransferase activity.